UCCCCUGGCAGGUGCGGGGCGCACGCCGACCAUGCCUCGCUCCUUCCUGGUGAAGAGCAAGAAGGCUCACACCUACCACCAGCCCCGCGUCCAGGACGAUGAACCAUUCUGGCCUCCGGUCCUGAGCCCGGUGGCCAGCGACCAGGUCCCGAGCAGCCACCCUGUCCUCGGCACCCUGCUCCCGGGCCCGCGCCUGGACUGGCCUGACCUCAAACGGGAGCCGGCGCUGGAGCUGGACCAGAGCUGGACCAGGAUGGCCUCGGCACCAGGGGGUCCUGCUGGGACGUCCCAACCCCGGGACAGGGACUCGCCAGCCUCCAACUCCCCCCCACUCUACAAGCCCAGCUUCUGCUGGGACGCCCUGGCCUCGGCCUACAGCCACAGCUACCGGCAGGCCCCCUCCACCAUGCAGUCCGCCUUCCUGGAGCGCUCCGUCAGCCUGUACGGCAGCCCCCUGGUGCCCAGCGCCGAGCCGCCCUUGGACUUCAGCCUCCGCUACUCGCCGGGCCUGGACGCGUACCACUGCGUCAAGUGCAGCAAGGUCUUCUCCACCCCGCACGGGCUUGAGGUGCACGCCCGUCGCUCCCACAGCGGGACCCGGCCCUUCGCCUGUGACGUCUGCGGCAAGACCUUCGGCCACGUGGUCAGCCUGGAGCAGCACACGCACAUCCACUCGCAGGAGCGCAGCUUCGAGUGCCAGAUGUGCGGCAAAGCCUUCAAGCGCUCGUCCACCCUGUCCACCCACCUGCUCAUCCACUCGGACACGCGGCCCUACCCCUGCCAGUUCUGUGGCAAGCGCUUCCACCAGAAGUCGGACAUGAAGAAGCACACCUACAUCCACACGGGUGAGAAGCCACACAAGUGCCAGGUGUGCGGAAAGGCCUUCAGCCAGAGCUCCAACCUCAUCACCCACAGCCGGAAGCACACGGGCUUCAAGCCCUUCAGCUGCGAGCUCUGCGCCAAGGGCUUCCAGCGCAAGGUGGACCUGCGGCGGCACCGUGAGAGCCAGCACAACCUCAAGUGAGGCUGUGCCCCUCCCAGCCCCGACCAGCCUGUUCUGCCGUCCUGUCACCCGGAGGGAGGCCAGCCUCGUGCGCCCAGAUCCCCCGUCUCCCGGGGGCAACACUGGAUGGGAGUCUUGCAGCUUGUUUUGAGACUCAGGAAACUGCUGUGUGACUUUGGGCAAAUCGCUUUCCCUCUCUGGUCCCAUAGUUCUGCUGUAAAGUGUGGGAGCUGGGUUGGGUCUUUUCUGAGCUGAAGGUAUAAUAACUUGGGUGCCUUCCCCAGGGCAGAGCCCAGGCCAGAGCAGCCCCACGUGGACCUCGAUGCCACAAUCAGACCAGACCCGCAGAGCCGGGACCCACAGAGAAAUCCUCCCGGUGCCUUCUGCCCACAGCGCUGGGAUCCGGUCCCCUGGGUCUUUAGGGGGCCUCUUUCAGGCGGCCAGAUGGUCAGGGCCACCUCCUGCCCCGGUGGGAUGCCCAGCACCCCUCUGCUUCAGCCAGACCUGCUGGCUACCCCCCACUUCUGACCGGCACUCAGCUGGGCUCUGAUCUGCCCUCAGACCCCCAGGCUGGAGAAACCAGCAGUUAUUGCUGUCAAAAGCCUGUUCCCCUCAA
Molecule: messenger RNA, 1619 nt
Organism: Myotis lucifugus (little brown bat)
Lineage: Eukaryota; Metazoa; Chordata; Mammalia; Chiroptera; Vespertilionidae
Gene: GFI1B
Product: growth factor independent 1B transcriptional repressor
Exons: 6
Coding region: 32-1024 (330 amino acids)
Biological process (GO): regulation of transcription by RNA polymerase II
Cellular component (GO): nucleus
Molecular function (GO): RNA polymerase II cis-regulatory region sequence-specific DNA binding; DNA-binding transcription activator activity, RNA polymerase II-specific
Source: RefSeq, a predicted model, not a curated record